Messenger RNA from Effrenium voratum, 1671 nucleotides. The record is from the annotation of a GenBank genome assembly. NCBI's taxonomy places the organism in Eukaryota, Dinophyceae, Suessiales, Symbiodiniaceae.
AUGGCUGACAGUCGGUUCGAACACUCCGUGAUCUACCUGUGCUCUCAUUCCGACCAGGGUGCCAUGGGGCUGGUUGUCAAUCAGGUUGCCAGGCAUCUUUCCCUCGAGGAAUUGCUGAUCCAGCUGGAUAUCCUGAAUGAUGAUGAGAGCGCUAUCCGGUUGCCGGACAGCGUUCGCGGUAUGAAUGUCCACAAAGGUGGUCCGGUAGAAGUCGAGCGUGGCUUUGUGCUUCACAGCGACGAUUUCAUGCUCAAUCAGUCAACACUGACGAUAGACAACGGUAUUUGUCUGACCGCGACACUGGAGAUUUUGCGGGCUCUUGCCCAGGGCGACGGGCCGGAACAGGCUAUUCUGGCACUUGGAUAUGCCGGGUGGGCUCCCGGACAGCUGGAGAACGAAAUUCAGGGGCUGGCCCGCGACGGAGGCCUCUAUCUUCCCGAAUCCUGGCCUCAGUUCGAUGCGGAUACGAUUGCCUCUUUUGCGGGUAAACCUUACGCCGACGUUGCGUUGGAAGUGAUCCGGCCGUUUGUUGGCGGUGCAAUUCCGGAAACAGACCUGAAGGCGAUGAUCGAUGAAGCCUAUGCCGGUUUCCGACAUCCUGCCGUGACACCGCUCGUGCAGACCGGUGCAAACACAUUCAUUCUUGAACUUUUUCACGGCCCGACCCUUGCCUUCAAGGAUGUCGCCAUGCAGCUGCUCGGGCGCAUGAUGGACUACGUUCUGGGGCGCGAGCGCACGGACAUAUUUGUCUUGUACCCCGAUGGCCGUGUUUCCAACGUACAGCGCCGCCAGAUGACGACGCCGACGGAAGACAACGUCCAUGCGCUCGCCCUCACCGGAAACUUUGACGAUUGCCAGGCAAUCGUCAAAGGCAUGUUCAAUCACUUUUCGUUCCGUGACCGUGUCGCCCUGUCGGGCGUCAAUUCAAUUAACUGGGCGCGCAUUCUGGCGCAGAUCGUCUACUACUUUGUUGCCGGUGCCACCCUUGGCGCACCGCAUCGCAAAGUAGCCUUCACGGUCCCGACCGGCAACUUUGGAGAUAUUUUCGCUGGUUACGCGGCAGUGAAGAUGGGGCUUCCCGUCGAAAAGCUCAUUGUUGCGACCAAUGUGAACGACAUUCUGGCGCGUACACUCGAAACCGGCCGCUACGAAAAGCGGGUCGUGACGCCAACGAUUUCACCUUCGAUGGAUAUCCAGGUUUCGUCAAACUUCGAACGGCUUCUGGCGGAGGUUAGCGGUCGCGACGGGUCGUCGGUCCGCCGGAUGAUGGACCAGCUCGCCCAGUCGGGCAGCUUUUCGAUAGAGGAAGGGCCGCUUGCUGAAAUGAGAGCCCAUUUCGGAGCAGGCCGUUGUGACGAAGCGCAGACGGCGGCGACAAUUGCCGGAACGUGGAAGGAGGCCGGAUAUCUUCUGGAUCCACAUACGGCGAUCGGCGUUCACGUGGCCAGGAACCACGAAGACGGUUCGGUGCCCAUGGUGGUGCUGGGAACGGCUCAUCCGGCGAAGUUCCCGGAUGCGGUUGAAAAAGCCUCAGGUAUUCGGCCCGAACUGCCGGACAACCUGAAAGAUAUGAUGACUGCGGAGGAGCGCCAGCAGGUUUUGGCGGCAGAACUGGACGAGGUGGAACGAUUUAUCGAGACACACGCCCGCGCCGCCACCGCCAGGGUGUAG